Molecule: messenger RNA, 3021 nt
Organism: Scomber scombrus (Atlantic mackerel)
Lineage: Eukaryota; Metazoa; Chordata; Actinopteri; Scombriformes; Scombridae
Product: receptor-type tyrosine-protein phosphatase N2-like
Exons: 22
Biological process (GO): protein dephosphorylation
Cellular component (GO): secretory granule
Molecular function (GO): protein tyrosine phosphatase activity
Source: RefSeq, a predicted model, not a curated record
GUGUUGACAGAUGGUAUGUUUGGGAAGUGUCACUCUGUUCCAGUGAAGGAGGUUUACACCUACGAUGUUUCCCCGUCUGUGGUGCAACGCUUCAGGAUGCUGCUGGAGAAGCUGUCCAAUAGAGGUCUGACUUGGGAAGACGACACCACCCAGCAAGUUCUGUCUAAAGAAUUAUCCGAACUGAGAAGGAUUCCCUACCGACUGCCACAGAGCGGACCCAUCUACAAGUCUGACAGGCCGGUUGCCGAGGCGAUGGACCCGAUGGACCAGAGGGUGAAGCCAGUUGAGGUGGAGCUCAGUAGAAACCUGCAGACGUACCUCCAACGCCUCGGCCUCCUUCCCAAGACUUCGUCUGCUGCCAGCCUGAGCACCUCUGGCAAGAGUGAUCGUUUCCAAUCAGGCAUCCCUGCAGACUUCUAUCGCUCCAAGGCUCAGACUGUGGCUGAGAAGGCAUCUCCCUCCAGCUUCUCCUCCUCUCUUUCAUCUUUCCAACCUCCGCAGAAGCAGAGACCUCCAGCCGACCAGCUUCUCGACAUGCAGGAUGAGGGUGACCUUCUCCUGGGCGCCCUGAGGCGGUAUCUCUCCGGGCGUCUGUCCCUGCACGCUGGGGGUGGAGGGGGGCAGCAGCAGCAGGCCCCCCUGUCCCGCCUCAGGCCCUCCUACAUUAACGGAAUAGAAAUCUCGGGGUUAAAAAAGGAGACGUCAAAAUCCAGACUUCCAAAGAUGGGAAGAACUCAAGGGUCUCCGGUGAAGCAGCCGCUGACGUAUGUGGACGAGCGCUUCAUCCAGAACGUGUUGAAGAACGUCGGCAGGCAGCACUUAGACGUGGACAACCUGUCCCAGCAGGAUGUGGACCAGCUCUCCAGACUCAUAGCCGACGCUCUGCAGGUGGUGGACCACGACAAGGGUCCCAACAUGGGUUUGACCCGGUCGAGACCUGGGCCGAGAGAUCUGGAGGGGGAAGAGGAGGAGUUAAAUGAUGGCGAGGAAGAAACGGAGGAUGCUGCCAGAGAUGAGGAAGAGGAGAAGUUGCUGGAUAACGCUCCGACGGUGAAGCCACAGCUGAGUACUCAACCAGCGCCAGCAACACUCCAAGAGCGUCACACAGAUACAGAAGAGCAUAAUGCGAAGGACGAGCCCGACAGUGAAAACCUCUUCACCAAACUCCUCGCCUACCUGGACAAAACCCCCUUCUCCGCCUCCUCUCCAUCAACCAAAAACCGCAACGACAUCGCCGUGGAGACACCCCAGGGCCAACAGGUGGGGCUGGAGAACGUCCAGAGUCGUACCAGCGAGGCGGGGAUGACGGUGCAGAAGAAGGACGCCACCCAGUCUGUGGAGGAAGUGUCGGAGGUGGAGGGCUGGAUCAAAGAGGUGGCGCCUCCUCCCGCCGCGCUCGUGUACGACAAGCCGCACAAGAAGACGAUGCACGUCCCCGAGCUGCAGCUGGACGUCAAAACCAACAGGAAGAAGGCCGACGACGACGUGUUCGGUUACGUCAUCACAGACACAGACGCGCUGCAGACAGACGAAGGCCUCCACCUGAUGGAGAUCCUGGCUCGCAUGUCCAAAAUCCAGAUGACGGACUUCGCCGAGCUCUCGGUGGUGGGCCCUGCUGUAACCUUCAAAGUGAGCCUGAACACUCAGAACGUCAGCACCGCAGAUGUGGCCAACGUGGCUGUUCAGAAGAAAGUGGCUCUGGAGAAGGAAGCCAAAGUCAACAUCCUGGAGGCCGGCGUCACUGAUGGGAGCCAGAUCAACCAAAUCCCCACCAAAUUCAGCCAGGCAGAGUCCACCAAGUUCCUCAUCCUCACCGUCGUGUCCAUCUUGUGCAUCGUCGGCGUGCUGCUGGCCUCCACCGUCGUCUACUGCCUCCGCCACCGCUCGCACCACAAGCUCAAGGAGAAGCUCACCAACCUGGGAACGGAUACUGGCAGCGAUGCUACCGCCACCUAUCAGGAGCUCUGUCGGCAGCGGAUGGCGGUCAAACCUCCAGCUGAGCGUCCGGAGCCCAUUUCCUCCAGGAUCAACAGUGUGUCGUCGCAGUUCAGCGACGGCGGUCCGGCUGUCAGCCCCUCAGCACGGAGCAGCAUCUCCUCCUGGAGUGAAGAGCCUGCUCACUCCAACAUGGACAUCUCCACUGGUCACAUGAUACUGUCCUACAUGGAGGAUCACCUGAAGAACAAGGACCGCCUAGAGAAGGAGUGGGAGGCGCUGUGUGCCUACCAGGCCGAACCCAACGCUUGCACCGUCGGCUUGAAGGACGGCAACGCCAAGAAGAACCGCUCCACUGCUAUUGUGGCAUAUGAUCACUCCAGGAUCACCUUGAAGGUGGAGAACAGCCAAGGAAACUCAGAUUACAUCAAUGCCAGCCCGAUCAUGGAUCACGAUCCCAGGAACCCGGCUUACAUUGCCACUCAAGGCCCUCUGCCCUCCACUGUGGCUGAUUUCUGGCAGAUGGUAUGGGAGAACGGCUGCGUGGUCAUUGUUAUGCUGACGCCACUCGUCGAGAGCGGGGUGAAGCAGUGCUACCAUUACUGGCCCGACGAGGGAUCUAACCUCUACCACAUUUACGAGGUGAACCUGGUGUCCGAACACAUCUGGUGCGACGACUUCCUGGUUCGUAGCUUCUACCUGAAGAACAUGCAGACCAACGAGACACGGACGGUCACUCAGUUCCACUUCCUGACUUGGCUCAACCAGAACGUGCCGGAGACUAGCCGGACGCUCCUCGACUUCCGCAGGAAAGUUAACAAGUGCUACCGGGGACGCUCGUGUCCUAUCAUAGUCCACUGCAGUGACGGCUCAGGAAGAUCUGGGACCUACGUCCUGAUCGACAUGGUCCUCAACAAGAUGUCUAAAGGUGCCAAGGAGAUUGAUAUUGCGGCGACUCUGGAGCACCUACGAGACCAGAGGCCGGGGAUGGUGCAGACCAAGGAUCAGUUUGAGUUUGCGCUGACGGCCGUUGCAGAGGAGGUGAACGCCAUACUGAAAGUUCUUCCACAGUAGGGAGGAGCGCCU